AUGGAUGAUUGCGACCAUAUCGAGCAGCUGACUCCGCUGGACCUGGCCAUGCCAAACACCUACAUCCGGGUCCUUCUGGUAUUCCCCGGACCCGAGCCCAACUCAACCCUAAACACCCUGCACACUCUCCAAACCGGUCUCGCGCAACUGUCCAAACAAAUCCCCUGGAUAUCCGGACGAAUCUUCCCCACCACUGACGCCUCCGGCCGACCGAUCCUCGAGAUCCGAUCGCACACAGGAGACACCCCAACGCUGGAAGACAAAGGCACCAUCGCAGCAUCCUACGCGACUCUAUCUGCGCAAAACAUGCCACCGGAAGCCAUUCCGGGGUAUGUCUGGCCGCUACCGGCCAUGCCUUUGGGGAAUAUGGAGCCGGGCAUCCCCGUCUUCGCCGCCAGCGUCUUCCGCUUUGUCGACCGCGGCAUAGGGCUAUGCAUCUGCCUGCAUCACCACAGCGUCGACGCCACCGGGUUGGCCGAGGUCGUCCGACUGUGGGCGCAAGCCAGCACCACCACCACCAGAACCACCGGUGGUAACCUCUCCUCCGAACCCAGCACCUCCAAACUCUUCACCCUCAGCCUCCACCACCUCCGCACCCUCCGCACCCUGUGCCAGAAAUACACAUCCCAAGAACCAACCAUCAACACCCUCGUCACCACCCUCCUCUGGACAACAAUCACCCGCGUCCGCGCGCACCGCACCCCAAACCUCCUGACCCAGGAAAGCAAAAGCACCCUCACCACAGCCGUCAACGGCCGCCCCCGCCUCCCCGCUCUCACUCCGGGAUAUAUAGGCAAUCUCGUCCUCUACGCUACCGCAAAGUACCCUGCUCCCGCGCUGGCUACCGCGGAUAUGGACCCCGUGCGCGGACUGGCGGGUAUCUGUGAUUGCAUUACGCACUCCCUGUCUCCGAAAAAGAUUGGGGAGGGAUUUAUCACGGAGGUGUAUGCUCUGGUCCAGGGGGUGGAGGAUUAUCGGGGCUUGUAUCCCGGGUGGGAGGUUUUUGGGGACAGGGAUGUCACGGUGACGAGUUGGGCCGGGGUGGAGGCUUAUGGAGUGCAGUUUGGGGGUUCGUUGGGCGGGGUUGGGUGGGUGAGGAUGCCGGUUGUGGAGGGGGCGGAUGGGGUGGUGGUUGUUUUGCCGAGGAGGAGGCACGGCAUGGAGGAGGGGGUGGAGGUGGUGGUUAUGUUGAGGGAGGAGGAUAUGCUGGCCUUGGAGGAGGAUGAGAUGUGGGGGGUUGUUUGUCGGUUGUAG
Messenger RNA from Aspergillus japonicus CBS 114.51, 1254 nucleotides. RefSeq lists its product as uncharacterized. Lineage: Eukaryota; Fungi; Ascomycota; Eurotiomycetes; Eurotiales; Aspergillaceae. Gene Ontology annotation, molecular function: acyltransferase activity, transferring groups other than amino-acyl groups. The transcript has 2 exons. The record is from RefSeq and is a predicted model, not a curated record. Bases 1 to 1254 code for a protein of 417 amino acids.